Pristis pectinata (smalltooth sawfish) is the source of this 3307-nucleotide messenger RNA. RefSeq names its product ras-related protein Rab-38-like. The coding region runs from base 83 to 751 and encodes 222 amino acids. Gene Ontology annotation, molecular function: GTPase activity; GTP binding. Gene Ontology annotation, cellular component: Golgi apparatus; late endosome; trans-Golgi network. Lineage: Eukaryota; Metazoa; Chordata; Chondrichthyes; Rhinopristiformes; Pristidae. The record is from RefSeq and is a predicted model, not a curated record. Gene Ontology annotation, biological process: endosome to lysosome transport; phagosome-lysosome fusion. The transcript is spliced from 3 exons.
CAGAGCAGCCCUCGCUGUAAAUCUGGGCGAGGGUCUCUGUAGAUCAGAGUCACGGCUGCUCGUUCCGCUUGCAGGACAGUGUAUGACGGGUUAUGACCCUGCAGCUUCGAAAAUGCAGAAAAGUCAGACUGAGCAUCUCUAUAAAAUUUUAGUCAUCGGCGACUUGGGGGUAGGAAAGACCAGUAUCAUAAAACGUUACGUGCAUCAAAACUUUUCCCAACAUUAUCGAGCUACAAUAGGCGUAGAUUUCGCUCUCAAAGUUAUCCACUGGGACUCGGAGACUGUGGUCCGGCUGCAGUUAUGGGAUAUCGCCGGUCAAGAACGAUUUGGGAACAUGACAAGAGUAUAUUACAGAGAGGCCAUCGGAGCAUUCAUAGUCUUUGAUGUGACACGAGCCUCAACAUUUGAAGCGGUGUCGAAAUGGAAAGAUGAUUUAGACUCAAAACUGACUCUCCCUAAUGGCAAACCUGUCUCUGUUGUUUUACUGGCAAACAAAUGUGAUAAAGGAAGCGAGUUCUUAUCUGCCAAUCCUGGAAAAAUGGAACAGUUCUGCAAGGAUCAUGGAUUUGUCAGCUGCUUUGAAACUUCAGCCAAGGAAAAUGUCAACAUUGAGGAAGCAGCUCGAUGUUUGGUGAAACACAUCAUUGCCAGUGAGAAUGAUCUUGCUCGGUCCGCUGAAUCUGAUGUGGUCAACCCAACACUCAAUUCCUUCAGAAGCAAUGGCAACUGCUCAUCUUGCUUCAAGGCUUAGACUUUCAAGGCUUACUGAUCAAGAUUUCAUUGUAACUACAGUUCUGUCACAGUUUUCAUACUAAGUUGCAAUAUUACCAGUUACAACAUUUUUAACUGGAGUCUGGAAGAAGGUGGGAUUUGGAAAUAAAAUGUUAAUGCAGUUCAGUAAUAACUGUUUCCACAUACAAUAUAUUGGAUGUGUAACGUAGAAAAACAUCCCCAGACUGCUUCACGAGAAUAAGAAAUGAAAGGAAAGUUUGUGUUAUUAAAAAUAGGCUUCACUGCAUCGACUGGGAACCAAAGAAACAAGAGAUUAAAAUUCAACUUUAUUCAGGCUAAUUGGGAUAUAAUUGGCUAUUUCAAUGGAGGAGAAAAUUGUGCAGGAUGUUUAACAAGGGGCUGAUCUGGUAUAGUCUGUCUCUGCCCUGCUAAAACUGAAUUUCACCCUCCAGCAUCAUUUUCAUCAUCAGCAGAAAAGAAGGCAGUCCUUUUACAUAACACAGUCACAUGUUUUGCAAUCACUUUACAGAGUAAAAAUUCAUCUUCUCUUGCUUAUGCUAAAUGCAUUAUAUAGCAGCAGCUGUGUUCUGCGCUUCUGAAAUUUAGCUUCAUUGUAUUUAGUUUUCUAAAAUUGCUAAUUAUUCAGUACAUUAACGGAUCCAAGCUGAUUCCCAAUGCUGAAGAGAGUGCUUGGGAUCUGUGAGAUUUUUUUUCUAAUCCCAUCUCUAAAUAACUACAACAUCUUUACCAUUCCCUUGACUGAGAUUAGUUAAUUCAGCACACGCCAUGGGUCAGACCUGUGAGAAUCUGCAUUGAAUCAUAGCUUCAUCAAAGGAGAGCAGUUGAGACCAAGAUGAUGCUCUGGAAGCACAAUCCAGUCAGUGUAAACCCCAGAUCUUAUGGAGCCUUGUAGUUUAGCAGCAAAACGUUUCCUCCUUAUUCACUUUCUUUUUGAACACUUUGCUCAAAUCACCUCUCUGCUUUCACUUCUUUAAGAAGAACAUUCUGAAAUUCUCCAAUCCAUCCACGAAACUAAAGUUCUUUAUUGUUCUUUUACCACUUCGCAGUUCUCUGUAUGAAAUUACUUGCAUGUAUCCUCCCAUUCUACCUCCUGUAUAUAUCCUCUUGAAGUCUCUCGUUCUUGUCCUCAAUACUUACUGCACCUUCAAGUUAAGUAACAGUUGUACAUUUUGAAAUGCUGCCCUGUAUACCCCACUCUAGUUCAUUAACAUACAUGAAGGAAGCAGUGGUCCUGGAACCCCUGUGGAACACCAUACCAUCAUCCAGCCUAGAGUGCAACUGUUCACCAUGGCUGUGUUUCCUGUCCCUUUGGCUAUUUUGUAUCCAAGCUGCUGCUUCCUUUCCCCCCAUAGAUUUCAGUUUUGCUGACAAGCUUAUUAUGUGAUAUUUUAGCAAACACCUUUUGAUAGUCUAUGUACAUAAUACCAAAUGCAUUACUGUCAAAAACCCUCUCUCAUAACACAUCAAAAACCCAAGUCAAUUAGUUAAGUACAAUUACUUCUAACAAAUCUGUGCUGACUUUCCUUUGUUAACCCAUACUUGUCCAAAUGUCUAGAAAUUUUGUUCCUAACUACUGUUUCUACUAGCUUCCUCUUCCUCACCAAGGUUAAACUUUAAAUCCUCUUAUGAACAAAGGUAUAACAUUUAUAACCUCUAGCACCACCUCAUGUCUAAAACUAUAUUCAGUAUCUCAACUGUUUCAUCGUUUGCUAGGAUUUUAGCAACAGCUUCUUUAAUACAGUAUUUUACAUCUCUGCUAACUCCUCUGCUUCCAUGUGUAGAUCUCCUAUUGGGUGUCUAAUCAGCCUUAACCAUCUCCAAACUACCCAUUCAUCAUUUAACUGCCAAAAGAAGAAUUUUUGAUUUCUCAAGUCAUUGUGUGGCUCAGCUAUUUAAGUAUUGUUUUGGUUAAAUUAUAAUGUUCUUAUGCCUGAGUCUCACAGGGUGGGAUGGAUUUGUCAAACCCCAUUCCAGGACUAGAACAUAUAAUUCAGUUAAGAGCAAUACUGCAUUGGAAAAAGUAUCAUCUUUGAGGUGAAUAUUAACAAUUCCAUGAUACUACUUGAAGCAUAUUAUCUGAAAAUUUGCUGCCACAUUUGCUUACAUUAUAUCACUACACUUCAAAAGUGAUCCAUUGACUAAGAAGCUCUCUGGGACUUCCUCAAUGAGGUAAUAAAGUGUAAAGACUCUUUUGUGGAAAUGAGGAAGGGUGCUGCAUUCUGCUGAUCACAUUUCUCUGACUUACAUUGGUUCCCAGUUCCCAGCAAUUAAACUUUACAUUUUUAAUCUUUACACUUAAAUUUGUCCAUCCUCUCCCCCUUGGCAAUCUCUGAAAACUUCUCCAAUGACAUGACAUUGUAUAAACAACUGAUUCCUCUGCCAUCAAUGUGCAUCGCUUUUCUUUUGUUCCAUUAUGCCCACACUUUUCUUCCUAAGCCGCUGAACACCUCUGCCUUUCCCUCAGUUUUGAUGAGUUUUUAUGCUUUGAUUCGGCUUGGGAUACUUUUUUACAUUAAAGGCCUGAUGUAAAUGCACAUCAUUAUUGUUAAAUGAA